Thyridium curvatum is the source of this 1158-nucleotide messenger RNA. RefSeq lists its product as uncharacterized. The record is from RefSeq and is a predicted model, not a curated record. Gene Ontology annotation, biological process: D-galactonate catabolic process; amino acid catabolic process. Gene Ontology annotation, molecular function: galactonate dehydratase activity. The transcript has 4 exons. The coding region runs from base 1 to 1158 and encodes 385 amino acids. NCBI's taxonomy places the organism in Eukaryota, Fungi, Ascomycota, Sordariomycetes, Thyridiales, Thyridiaceae.
AUGGGGAAAAUCAAGACCGUCGAGUAUUUUCGUGUGAAGCCAAGAUGGCUGAUGGUCAAGAUCACCGACGAGAACGGCGAGUACGGCUGGGGAGAAGCAACGCUCGAGGGCCAUGAUCUUGCUGUGGAAGGAUGUUUAGAGGAGAUGAUUGUUCGUAUCGUGGGCAUGGAGGCAAAUGAGAUCGAGAACAUCUGGCAGACAUUUUGGAGGCAUGGCUUCUAUCGCGGAGGCCCUGUCUUUAUGUCCGCGUUAUCCGGCAUUGACAUUGCCUUGUGGGACUUGAAAGGAAAGGUGUUCAAGAUGCCUGUCUAUGAGCUGCUCGGAGGAAAAGUUCGUAGUAAAGUCCAGGUCUACUGCUGGAUUGGUGGCGACCGGCCGGCAGAUGUUGAGCGAGCGGCCAAAGCCCGUGUUGCUCAGGGUCUGAAACAUGUCAAGAUGAACGCCACCGAAGACCUCAACUGGAUCGAUUCACCUUCCAAGCUUGACGCGACAGUUGAGCGCAUCAAGGAGGUCAAAGCAUUGGGCCUGGAUGUCGGUCUAGACUUCCACGGCCGUCUUCACAAGGGCAUGGCCAAGCAAUUAGCUGCGGCGCUGGAGCCGCACCGCCCUCUCUUCAUCGAAGAGCCGCUGCUAUGCGAGCAUCCAGAGGCUAUCAAGCAGCUUGCAGACCGCACCACCAUCCCCAUCGCAUUUGGAGAGCGUCUCUACACUCGCUGGGACAUCAAGAGAUUCCUCGAAGAUGCUAGUGUUGAUAUCCUUCAGCCGGAUAUCGCUCACGCUGGUGGCAUUAGCGAGACGAAGCGGAUCGCCCAGAUGGCCGAGGCUUACGAUGUUGCCAUUGCGCCACACUGCCCGCUGGGCCCCGUCGCCUUUGCGGCCUCCCUGCAUAUUGGACUGACCUCUCCCAACUUCACCAUCCUGGAGAUGAGCUUGGGAAUGCACUACAACACGGAGGCUGGUGACGACAUCGACCUCCUGACGUACCUAAAAGAUCCGGAGGUCUUCGCUAUCGGUGAGGGCGGGUUCAUCAAGGCGCCGACGAAGUACGGACUUGGCAUAGACAUUGAUGAGGAGAAGGUCAGAGCCAUCGCCAAAGACACCAAGCCGUGGCAGUGCAAGGUGUUCCAUGGCCCUGACGGUAGCAUUCGGGAAUGGUAA